This is a messenger RNA of Hemicordylus capensis (graceful crag lizard), 7993 nucleotides long. RefSeq names its product translocated promoter region, nuclear basket protein (gene TPR). The transcript has 52 exons. Gene Ontology annotation, molecular function: structural constituent of nuclear pore. Gene Ontology annotation, cellular component: nuclear pore. The record is from RefSeq and is a predicted model, not a curated record. Gene Ontology annotation, biological process: protein import into nucleus; mRNA export from nucleus. NCBI's taxonomy places the organism in Eukaryota, Metazoa, Chordata, Lepidosauria, Squamata, Cordylidae. The coding region runs from base 543 to 7730 and encodes 2395 amino acids.
GCGUGUGCACAGAGCCACCGAUUUCAUUUCUUUCCGAACACAGAGAGAUUAAAUCCCAGUGGUUAUGAAACGAUGCUUACAAGAGCUUCAGAACGGCUGCAAGUGACUUGUUGGGAUUUCCAGUCAAAUAGCUCUCCUACAAAAACACACUUCUAGUUACAGCAGUCUAUCCAGGUUGCCUUUUCAGAGCCCUUUCCAGCUCAAAACCUGCACUGAGUUGCACAUUCAAACACUGUGACUUGUAACCAGAUUGUGGUCUUCUUUUGCGACAGCAAAGAGUCAAAGACCAAUUGCUGGACAGUGCAUGAGUCUAUGUUUUCAUACGUCUAUAGUGGGUAGCUCCAUCUUUCCUAUGCGUGCACCGUAGACUUCCGGGGACCUAUUCAGGAAGCGCGCGCUGUUCACGGGGCUUGCAUCUGCGCAGCUCACCUGUGUUCCUGGGCGCCCUGGCUGCGGCUGCCUCUGGGUCUCCUCUCUGCUCUUCGGUGGCCUGAACAGGGCUGAGCGGGAGGUGGUCGCGGUUUUUCGGCAGCUCGCCCAAGAUGGCGGCGGUGCUGCAGCAGGUCCUGGAGCGGACCGAAAUCGCCAAGUUGCCCAAAGCCGUGCAGGGGAAGCUGGAGCGGUUCUUGGCUGAUCAGCAGAGCGAGAUCGACGGGCUCCGCUCCAGACAUGAGCGGUAUAAGGUGGACAGCGAGCAACAAUACUUCGAAGUUGAAAAACGACUGGCUCAGAGUCAGGAGAGACUUGUAAAUGAGACUCAGGAAUGUCAGAAUCUCCGUCAGGAACUAACCAAGCUUAAUGAGCAGCUGAAGUCACUGACGGACAAAAACAAAGAACUGGAAACUGCUCAGGAUCAUAAUGCAGCUAUACAGAGUCAGCUUACUAGAGCAAAAGAAGAAUUGGAAGCAGAAAAGAGAGAUUUGGUCCGAACAAGUGAAAGAAGAGCUCAAGAGCUUGAGUACUUGAAUGAUGAUGUUAAGCGUCUAAAUGAGAAACUUGUAGAAACAAACAAUGCAAAGAUAGAGCUACAGUUGAAACUGGACGAACUUCAAACGUCGGCCUUCUCUGUAAAGUAUCGUGAGCAAAGGUGGGAGCAAGAAAAGGAAUUGUUACAAAACCAGAACACUUGGCUGAAUAAAGAACUGAAGGCAAAAACAGAUGAACUCCUAGUUCUUGCCAGGGACAAAGGGAAUGAAAUGUUGGAACUUAAAUGUAACCUGGAGAACAAGAAAGAGGAGGUCUCCAGACUGGAGGAACAAGUCAGUGGACUAAAACAAUCCAAUGAAAAUCUACAGAAACAUGUGGAAGAUCUCUUAGGGAAACUGAAGGAGGCAAAAGAGCAGCAAUCCAGUAUGGAGGAGAGAUUCCACAACGAGCUAAAUGCCCAUAUAAAGUUAUCUAAUUUAUACAAGAGUGCUGCUGAUGACCUGGAGACAAAGAGCAAUGAGCUGACACAAGCUGUUGAGGAGCUGCACAAACUUCUGAAAGAAGCAGGUGAAGCUAACAAAGCGACACGGGAUCGUUUGGCUGAGGUGGAACAAUUGAAGGCCGCAAUGGAAAAAGAACUGAAAGAAACGAUUAGCAAGCUGGAAAAAGAGCUGGACAAUGCAAACGAUUUGGUUUCUGCCACCAAACGUAAAGGGGCCAUCCUUUCAGAGGAGGAGCUGGCAGCGAUGUCUCCUACAGCUGCAGCAGUAGCUAAGGUGGUAAAGCCUGGCAUGAAAUUAACGGAGCUUUACAAUGCAUAUGUAGAAGCUCAGGAUCAGCUGCUGCUUGAAAAGCUAGAGAAUAAGAGAAUUAAUAAGUACUUGGAUGAAAUAGUGCAAGAAGUAGAAGCCAAAGCACCUAUUUUGAAGCGCCAGCGUGAAGAAUAUGAACGCUCACAAAAGGCUGUCGCAAGUCUUUCUGCUAAACUUGAGCAAGCUAUGAAAGAAAUUCACCGCUUGCAAGAAGAUGCUGAUAAAGCAAACAAGCGAGCUUCUGUGCUAGAAAGAGAGCAUCAGAGGCUUGAAAUCCAAGUUAAGGAUCUUUCUCAGCAGAUAAGAGUGCUUUUGAUGGAACUUGAAGAAGCCAGAGGCAAUCAUGUCAUUCGUGAUGAAGAAGUGAGCUCUGCUGACAUCAGCAGCUCUUCUGAAGUAAUAAGCCAGCACCUAGUCUCCUACAGAAACAUUGAAGAACUUCAGCAGCAAAAUCAGCGCCUCUUGGUAGCUCUUCGAGAGUUGGGUGAAGCUAAAGAGAAAGAAGAGCAAGAAGCCACCUCCUUAAAGAUUUCUGGACUACAGAAGCAACUUGAUGAAGCGAUCAAUGAGCUAGAUAAGUUGCGUGAAGCAAGGCAGCACCAGAUGCAGCUUGUGGACUCCAUUGUUCGUCAGCGUGACAUGUACCGCAUCUUGCUGGCACAGACCACUGGAGUUACCAUUCCAUUACAAGUCACAAGCAUCAUGCCAGAGGAAGUGUCUUUGACGUCAACCCCUAAGCGCAUGUCAGGUACACCUCAGGCCAUGUCAACACCAGCUUCUGUAGCAGUGACUGAGUCGGUUGAAGCAGUGGAGGCAAAGGCUGCUCUUAAGCAGUUGCAGGACGUAUUUGAGAACUACAAGAAAGAAAAAGCAGAGAAUGACAAACUGCUUAAUGAGCAAAAUGAGAAGCUUCAAGAACAGGUUACAGACCUGAGGUCACAGAAUACAAAGAUUUCUACUCAACUCGAAUUUGCCUCUAAACGUUAUGAAAUGCUACAGGAUAAUGUUGAUGGAUAUCGGCGAGAAAUAACCUCAUUGCAUGAAAGAAUCCAGAAGCUCACAGCAACCACUCAAAAACAAGAACAGAUCAUCAAUACCCUGACUCAAGAGCUAAGAGGAGCCAAUGAAAAGCUAGCUGUGGCCGAGGUGAGAGCAGAAAAUUUGAAAAAAGAAAAGGAUAUUUUUAAAAUGGCAGAAGUUCGUCUGACUCAGCAAAAGGAAUCAUUAGUAGCGGAACAAAGGGGACAGAAUCUGCUACUUACUAACCUCCAGUCUAUUCAGGUGAUAUUGGAAAGGUCUGAGACAGAAACUAAACAUAGGCUCAAUAACCAAAUUGAGAGAGCAGAGCGUGAAAUAGCCCAGUUGAAGAAAAAACUGGAAAAUGAGGUGGAACAAAGGCAUGCACUGUCCAAAAAUCAGGAUAUUCAUUUAUUGGAUACUAAAAGACAACUUGAGACUGAAAUGAGUCUUCAUGUUAAUACAAAAGAACUUCUAAAGAAUGCCCAAAAGGAGACUGCAGCAUUGAAACAGCAGCUUCAUAACAUGGAGGCUCAGUUAGCCUCCCAGUCAUUGCAGCGAGCUCCUGGCCAAGGCCAGCCAAGCACAAGUGAGGAUGUGGAUGAUCUUGUAAGCCGACUGAGACAGUAUGAAGAGCAAGUUAUUGAUUUGAAGGAAAGGCUGAAGACCACCACAAGUAAUGUGGAGCAGUACCGUGCUAUGGUUGUGAGCCUUGAAGAAUCCCUUAACAAAGAAAAACAGGUGACCGAGGAAGUUCGUGUAGCUGUUGAAGCCCGCUUAAAGGAGUCUACUGAAUACCAGUCCCAGCUUGAAAAGAAACUGAUGGAGGCUGAGAAGGAAAAACAGGAGCUUCAGGAUGAGAAACGUAAAGUUGUAGAGAACAUGGAACAACAGCUUUCUGAGCUGAAGCAAAGCCUUUCCAGUAUGAAGUCUGAAGUCCAGGAAGCUCUUCAGAGAGCAAGUGUAGCUCUUACUAAUGAGCAGCAAGCCAAACGGGACUGUCAAGAACAAGCUAAGAUCGCUGCAGAAGCACAAAAUAAAUAUGAACGAGAGCUGAUGCUUCAUGCUUCUGAUGUGGAAGCCUUACAGGCUGCCAAAGAUCAAGUUGCUAAAAACUCCGCAGUAAAGCAGCAAUUGGAAGAAACAGCCCAGAAAGCAGAAUCUGCAUUGCGAGAGAGCAAAGCCUCAUGGGAGGAGCGAGAGAGGAUGUUAAAGGAUGAAACCUCUAAGCUUGCGUCUCGCUGUGAAGACUUAGAAAAACAAAACCGGCUGUUGCUUGAGCAGCUGGAAACUCUAAGUGACAAGAUGAUGUCUGCAAUGAAGGAAGGAACACCAAGUGCAUUAAAUGUGUCUCUCAAUGAGGAAGGAAAAUCACAAGAGCAAAUAAUGGAGAUUCUCAGGUUUAUACGCCGAGAGAAGGAGAUUGCAGAAACUAGGUUUGAGGUAGCUCAGGUAGAGAGCUUACGCUACCGUCAGAGAGUGGAGCAUUUGGAAAGGGAGCUUCAAGAGCUUCAGGAGAGUUUGAAUGCAGAGAGAGAGAAGGUUCAGGUAACAGCAAAAACAAUUGCACAGCAUGAAGAGCUAAUGAAGAAGACUGAGACCAUGAAUGUGUUGAUAGAAACCAACAAGAUGCUGAGGGAAGAGAAAGAGAGGCUGGAACAGGAGCUGCAACAAAUGCAAGCAAAGGUGCGUAAGCUGGAAGCAGAUAUCUUGCCUUUGCAAGAGUCUAACGCUGAGCUCAGUGAGAAGAGUGGGAUGCUCCAGGCAGAGAAAAAGCUGUUGGAAGAGGAUGUCAAGCGCUGGAAGGCCCGGACUCAGCAUUUAUUGAGCCAACAAAAAGAUACAGAUGUUGAAGAAUAUCGGAAGCUUCUUUCAGAGAAGGAAGUGAACACCAAACGUAUACAGCAGAUGAGUGAAGAAAUAGGCAGACUUAAAGCAGAAAAUGCAAGGUCAAAUGCAUCGCUGACUACAAGCCAGAAUCUGGUCCAGACACUCCGAGAAGACCUUACAAAAAUAAAAGCUGAGAAGGAAGGACUUCAGAAAGAGUUAGACGUGAAAGUUGCUGACAUCCAAGAUAAAGUUAGAACCAUAACACAAGUCAAGAAAAUUGGACGCAGAUACAAGACUCAGUAUGAAGAGCUGAAAGCACAGCAUGACAAGGUGGUUGCGGAGGCAUCAACUCGAUCUUCUGUGGAAGAACAAGAGCAGCGUGCUUCAGACAAGGACGUUCAAGAGGCGAAGGAGGCUCUGUCCCAAGCUGAGGCAAAGAUAAAAACCCUAGAAGGACAGAUUGAAAAUUUACAAAAGACUCUAGGAGAGAAGGAAACUGAAAUAAAAAAUCUUCAGGAACAGGUAGCCCAGCUGCAGUCAGAGGUUUCUCGCCUCCAUCAAGAUUUGCAGGAAAAAACAGCACAGGAAGAACAACUCAGGCAGCAGGUUGCUGAAAAGGAGGAAAAGACUAAGAAGACCCUUCUGGCUGCUAAGCAGAGGAUUGCACAGUUAGCAGGGACAAAAGAACAACUCACUAAAGAAAAUGAGGAGUGGAAACAGAAGAGCAGUGCACUGGAAGAGCAGAAGACUGAGUUAGAAGUGCGGAUGAGUGCACUUAAAUCUCAGUACGAAGGCCGUAUUUGCCGCCUUGAGAGAGAGCUUCGAGAGCAGCAAGAGAGGCACCAUGAACAGCGAGAUGAGCCUCCAGAAUCUACCAAUAAGGCUCCAGAACAGCAGAGACAGAUCACCCUUAAAUCAACUCCUGCUGCAGGUGACAGAGGAAUUGCUAGUACUUCAGAUCCGCCAACUGCCAACAUCAAACCGACGCCUGUUGUGUCUACCCCAAGCAAAGUGACAGCUGCUGCAAUAGCUGGGAACAAAUCUACUCCAAGAGCCAGUAUCCGUCCAAUGGUCACUCCUGCUACAGUAACAAAUCCUACAACUACGCCAACAGCCACAGUCAUGCCAACAACACAGGUGGAAACUCAGGAAGCCAUGCAGUCAGAAGGACCAGUUGAACAUGUUCCAGUCUUUGGAAGCACGAGUGGAUCUGUGCGCUCCACAAGCCCCAAUGUUCAGACAUCUCUCUCCCAGCCCAUCUUGACUGUACAGCAGCAAACUCAAGCUACAGCUUUUGUACAGCCCACUCAACAGAGCCAUCCUCAGAUAGAACCAGCUGCUCAAGAACCCUCCCCAACUAUUUUGGAGGUUGUACAGAGCUCACAGCCUGAAAGACCUUCUACAUCAACAGCGGUUUUUGGCACAGUUUCAGCAACACCAAGUUCGUCUUUACCCAAACGUCCACGGGAGGAAGAAGAUGAUAGCACAGUAGAAAAUUCAGAACAAAUUCCAGAAGAAAUGGUUGAUAUGCCUGUUACAAAGAAAAUGAGAAGUGUGCAGAGAGUUGGACCAGAGGAGGAGGUAACUGCAGAAGAGAGCACAGAUGGAGAACUAGAAGCUCAAACUUGCAAUCAGGAUUCACAGGAUUCUAUUGGAGAAGGUGUUACACAGGGGGAAUAUACUCCCAUGGAAGAUAGUGAAGAAACUUCUCAGUCCCUCCCAAUCGAUCUGGGACAUCUUCAGUCAUCAGAUCAACAGAACACAUCAUCCUCCCAGGAUGGUCAGGGCAAGAGAGAUGAUGUCAUCGUCAUUGACAGUGAUGAUGAAGAGGAGGAAGAGGAGGAAAAUGACGGAGAACCAGAAUAUGAAGAUGAGGAAGAGGAUGAUGAAGAUGACGAUGAUGAAGACACAGGAAUGGGUGAUGAAGGUGAAGAUAGUAAUGAGGGCACUGGGAGUGUUGAUGGUAAUGACGCAUAUGAAGCAGACGAUGCUGAGGGUGCUGAUGGAAUGGAUCCUGGUACAGAAACAGAAGAGAGCAAUGUUGGGGGUGAAAGCAGCCAGAGAGCAGCUGACUCUCAAAACUGUGGUGAAGGGAGUGCAGGUGCAGCAGAGUCUACCUUCUCUCAGGAAAGCCCUAGAGAGCAGCAGCCAACAUCUGCUUCAGAGAGACAGACACCACGUCCACCUCGACCCCAUCCAUUACCGCCACGACUCACUAUUCACGCUGUUCCUGCUCCACCACAGGAACUGGGACCACCAGUACAGAGAAUUCAAAUGACGCGACGGCAGUCAGUGGGCCGUGGCCUUCAGCUAACCCCUGGCAUAGGUGGCAUGCAGCACUUUUUUGAUGAUGAGGACAGGACAGUGCCUAGCACUCCGACAUUGGUGGUACCCCAUCGUACAGAUGGAUUUGCAGAAGCAAUUCACUCCCCUCAGGUUGCUGGAGUUCCUAGAUUCAGGUUUGGGCCUCCUGAAGACAUGCCACAGACCAGUUCCAGCCACUCGGAUCUUGGCCAGCUUGCAUCGCAAGGAGGAUUGGGAAUGUAUGAAACUCCGCUCUUCCUUGCUCAUGAAGAGGAAUCAGGAGGCCGUAGUGUUCCAACAACUCCGCUUCAGGUUGCAGCACCUGUAUCUGUGUUUACUGAAAGCACCACUGCUGAUGCUUCAGAACAUGCUUCUCAGUCUGUCCCAAUGGUUACAACAUCUACUGGUAACUUAUCAACCACUUCAGAAUCUGGAACAGGUGAUGAUGGUGAUGAGGUAUUUGUGGAGGCAGAAUCGGAAGGAAUUUCUUCAGAGGUUGGUCUAGAAAUUGAUAGCCAGCAGGAAGAAGAGACCUCUCAAACUCCUGAUGAGUCAGACCUUCCUUCUACCAGUCAAGAUCCUCCUUCUAGCUCAUCUGCAGUUAGAAGAUGUUCAUGUUUUCUUCACUGCCACUUUUGUGUGCACGCUUAUUCGUUGAAGAGAGGGAUUCACUGUGAACUGCUCAGUAUAGGGAGGGAGAAGGACAUUCACCUGAUCCAAGAGAUGGAAAUCAAGGGGGCCCAGAUAGAUCUUUGGAGUCUAAAAGGUCUAAACACCAGGACACAAGCAGUAAUCACCCCAAGCCUUUCCGUCGGGUCAGGCUUCAGCCACCAACCUUAAGAACUGGAGUCCGCGGCCGUCAGUUUAACAGACAGAGGGGUGUAACUCAUGCAAUGGGAGGCAGAGGAGGCUUAAAUAGAGGAAAUAUUAAUUAAGUUAUGUAAAUUUUUGCAAACGGUGUAUACUGUUCAGUCUGCUUUUAUUCUGUAUUAGUGUAAUGGCUGUCAAGUUUAGAACAAGUUUUUUUUUAGAUUUGGAUUGAUGUAUGAACACUUCAUUGUCUUUUAUUAAUAAAACUAGAGAAAUUGUCAAAGAUAAUAGCA